Mesocestoides corti is the source of this 345-nucleotide messenger RNA. The record is from the annotation of a GenBank genome assembly. NCBI's taxonomy places the organism in Eukaryota, Metazoa, Platyhelminthes, Cestoda, Cyclophyllidea, Mesocestoididae.
AUGGCCUCCUCAGUUGCCAAAGACAAGGAAGAUAUGCCUUCACCAACGCCAAUCCAACCAUCAACCGCACUUACUGAAAAGACUCAGAAAAUCGCAAAUGAGACCCCCCAGAGUGGAUACCAGGGCAGUUUCGCCAGCUGCCUCCAACUACAUAACCACAAUCAGCCAAACUUCAGUGCGGACACCGACGUCAUCUGCACCCCAAUUCGUCAGCUUCAUGAGGCAGCACACCAUCACCCACCACUUAAUCAAUCCCAAGAUCACAUGAAUAAGAGAUGUGUUGUUAAAAUGAACCACUUCAUUUUUCGAACAAACGUGGUGACAUUUGGUUUCGUGAGCAGUUGA